CCUUGCGUCUUCAAGCUUUAGGCGCGCGAGGGCUGUUCUACUGUCCUGGACCUAUCCCACGUUGGUUUGCUGCAACUUCCUUCGAUCAUGUUCCCGGCCAUCCCUUCUCCACGGACCCCAGGUCCCGGAUCCCGAAGGGUCCCUCUGGUCGGAAUUGGCCCAAAUUCAACGCCCCGAACGGGAAGCAGGAGGGGGCAAUCCUUGGGUUCUGCGGUCUUCUCCCCGGUGCUCUACUCCCCGGUAUCACGGCGCAGCUCUCUCAGUUCGCGAGGAACACCUACACGGAUAUUACCACAUCACUCCAUAACUGAGUCAGUGAACUAUGACGUGAAAACAUUUGGAUCAUCUCUUCCAGUUAAAGUCAUGGAAGCCCUGACAUUGGCAGAGGUUGAUGACCAGCUGUCUGUGCAUAUCGAUGAGGGCGGAUGGGCUUGCCUGGUCUGCAAGGAGAAGCUCCUUGUUUGGAAGAUCACGAUGUCUCCUGUCACCAAGCUGUCUAUUUGUAAAGAACUUCAGCUGCCACCUAGUGACUUCCACUGGAGUGCUGACCUGGUAGCUGUCUCUUACUCUGCUGCCUCGGGCGAAGCACAUUCUGUUCAGGCUGUUGCUGUCAUGGUUGCCACCAGAGAAGGGUCUGUCCGCUUCUGGCCAAGCCUAGCUGGGGAGGACACGUACACAGAGACAUUUGUGGACCUGGGAGGUGACAAGAUGUGCAGAUUCCUAACAGCAGUGGAGGGAGGGAGUUUUAUCUUGGCCUCUGCAGGAAGUCAACUAAUUCGGUUGAUACCUGAAAGCUCUGGAAAGAUUCAUCAGCAUGUCUUGCCACAGGGGCAAGGGAUGCUGUCAGGAAUUGGCCGCAGGGUUUCUUCCCUUUUUGGAAUUUUGUCUCCUAGUAGUGAUCUCAUGCUUGCAGGCGUUCUCUGGGACAGAAGAAGGUUGAGUGUCUAUAGCCUGACGAGCUCAAAUGUUAAUAAAUGGGAGUUGGACGAUUCCUCAGAAAAGCUAACAUACAGUUGGGAUUUACACAGAGUUCUGAAGGAAAAUAUCACCGAUGCUAUUUGGGGAUCUGAAAGUAACUAUGAAGUUAUUAAAGAAGGGGUCAACAUUCAGUAUUUGGACUUGAAGCAGAACUGUGAUGGGCUCCUGAUUUUGGCAGCAGCAUGGCAUCCAGCAGAUAGUCCUUGCCUCGUCUAUUACUCUCUGAUAACCAUAGAGGAUAAUGGCUGCCAGAUGUCAGAUGCAGUUACUGUGGAGGUCACUCAGUAUAACCCACCUUUUCAGUCUGAAGACCUAAUUAUGUGUCGGUUGAUGGUCCCUGACUUUUCAAACCAGACUGCCUAUCUGUACACUGAAAGUGCUGUCUAUGUAUGCUCCACAGGAACUGGGAAAUUUUCUCUUCCUCAGGAGAAAAUUGUCUUCAGUGCACAAGGAGAUGGCAUUUUAGGUGCUGGCUCCUGUGGCAGUGUUCCCAUCCUCUUCUCUAGAAACAGUGGCCUGGUGUCCAUCACGUCGAGGGAAAGUGUAUCCCUCUUAGCAGAAGACAUGGAGGAGUCCUUGGCCUCUUCAGUCACUGGACCAGGCAAUGAGAGUAUGGUGUUUGAGACCACAAGGAAUGAAACCAUAGCACAGGAAGAUAAAACAAAGCUGCUGAAAGCUGCCUUUCUACAGUACUGUAGGAAAGAUUUGGGCCAUGCUCAGAUGAUGGUGGAUGAGCUGUUUUCUCAUUCCGACCUGGACUGUGACGCAGAACUAGACAGGGUGGUCACCCAGAUCAGCGUUGACCUGAUAGAUGACUACCCAGCUUCUGACCCCCGGUGGGCUGAAUCUGUCCCCGAAGAGGCCCCUGGUCUCAGCAACACCUCACUGAUCAUCCUCCACCAGCUGGAAGACAAGAUGAAAGCCCACUGUCUCCUCAUGGACUUCCUUCACCAAGUUGGCUUAUUUGGGCGCCUGGACACUUCUCUAGUCCGAGGGACACCGAUGGCAACUCGGCUGCUGCUGUGUGAGCACGCAGAAAAGCUGUCGGCCACCAUCGCUCUCAAGAACCACCACUCACGGCUGCCAGACCUCGUGAACGCAGCCAUUCUGAUUGCUCUAAACAAGAGGGAGUGUGACAUCCCGGGGAGCCUGACUCCCGCAGACGUCUUCUUUCGCGAGGUGUCCCAGGUGGAUACCAUCUGUGAGUGUCUGCUGGAUCAUGAAGAGCAGGUUCUGAGGGAUGCGCCGCUGGACUCUGUGGAAUGGGCCGAGGUGGCAAUCAGCGUCAACACUAUUCUCAAGGAUAUACUGCAAGCUGCUAGUCACUAUCGCCAAAACAGAAGCUCCUUGUAUGGCAGAGAAGAGCCAUCAAGAAAAGAGCCUGAGUACAUUCCAUGGACAGCUACAAGCAGUCCUGCUGGCAUCCGAACAGCAAUCGUCCGUCAGCAUGGGGUCAUCCUGAAGACAGUUUACCCACAGGUAGACAGCCACCUCCGGAACACCUUGACAGAGCAGCUGGUCACGUUGAUUGACUGCUUCCUGGAUGGUUAUGUUUCACAGUUGAAGUCCCUAGACAAGUCCAGUGAUCAAGAAAGGUACAACAACCUAGAAAUGGAAUAUCUGCAGAAGAGAUCAGAGCUCUUGUCUGCUCUGCUCGCACUAGGCCAGUACCCUUGUGCUGCUUCUCUAGCAGAGAAGUACUGUGACUUUGACAUCUUGGUACAGAUGUGCGAGCAGAUGGACAACCAGACCAGGCUGCAGCGUUACAUGACCCAGUUUGCUGAUCAGAAUUUUUCAGACUUUCUCUUCCGUUGGUAUCUGGAAAAAGGAAAGCGGGGAAAAUUAUUAUCUCAGCCCUUGUCACAACAUGGACAGUUGGCAGAUUUUUUGCAAGCUCAUGAACACCUCAGCUGGUUACAUGAAAUUAGUAAUAAAGAAUUAGUAAAGGCUCAUACAACACUUCUGAAUUUGGCAAAUAUGGAAACUCGUUACUUUGCAAAGAAAAAAACCCUUCUUGGCCUGAGUAAAUUGGCUGCAUUAGCUUCAGAUCUUUCAGAGGAUGCACUGCAGGAAAAAAUUGAAGCCAUGGCUGAGCAGGAACGUUUCCUGCUGCACCAGGAGACGCUGCCCGAGCAGCUGCUGGCUGAGAGAGAGCUGAGCCUCAGUGCCAUGCCAGUACUGACCGCACCACAGCUCAUCAGCCUAUACAUCUGUGAUGAAAACAGAAGAGCUAAUGAAUAUGAUUUUAAGAAAGCUUUGGACUUGUUGGAAUAUAUUGACGAGGAAGAAGAUGUGAAUAUAAAUGACCUCAAACUGGAGAUCCUUUGCCGAGCUCUGCAGAGAGACAACUGGUCUAGCUCAGAUGGUAAAGGUGAUCCCAUUGAAGAGUCAAAAGGCAGUAUAUUUGUGAAAAUCUUACAGAAACUUUUAAAAGAUGGCAUUCAGCUCAGUGACUACUUGCCAGAAGUGAAUGACCUGCUACAAGCUGAUCAGCUGGGAAACCUCAAGUCCAACCCAUAUUUUGAGUUUGUUUUGAAAGCGAAUUAUGAGUAUUAUGUCCAGGGGCAAAUGUAAUUUUUUUGUAAAAAUAUAAUUUUUUCUAAAAGUUUUUAUGUGACUCUUUGUAAAAAUUUUAGGCCUUAAACAACUAGAAGCUUGAACCAUUUUAUGUUUAUAGGUAAAGUGUUUGUUUGUUUGUUUGCUUUUUGUUCUUUAUUUUGAAGCUAAUACUAGUUAUGUAACUAUAAUUUUGGUUUUGGGUUACAUGGAUUUUUUCCUCCUUUUUUGCAGCUGAAUUUUGUCAGCUGUUUGAUGCCCUUUCUAACUCACUUGGCCCAGUGAAUCUGGCUUCUUACCCUGGUUCUGGCUGUUGUGUGCACAAAUCACUUCUAGGUCUCAAAUGUUUGGUCAUUUUAAAAAAUUAUGAGAUUGCCCAAGAUUAUCUCUGAAGGUGCUGUGACAUGGUGUCGUAUGUUGACCUGGGGCACUUGGCAUCUGUUUAGCUUAGGGUCAGUGGGAAAUACCUGUCUACAAGAUAAAUGCCAGG
Molecule: messenger RNA, 4024 nt
Organism: Octodon degus (degu)
Lineage: Eukaryota; Metazoa; Chordata; Mammalia; Rodentia; Octodontidae
Gene: Nup133
Product: nucleoporin 133
Exons: 26
Coding region: 88-3552 (1154 amino acids)
Biological process (GO): poly(A)+ mRNA export from nucleus; protein import into nucleus; transcription-dependent tethering of RNA polymerase II gene DNA at nuclear periphery
Cellular component (GO): nuclear pore outer ring
Molecular function (GO): structural constituent of nuclear pore; protein binding
Source: RefSeq, a predicted model, not a curated record